GGCGAGGACCAGGUUAAGUAGCUCGGUCACACUUUGGGAGUCUCUGCAGGCUGUGAGCGUAAACGAACAGGUUUCUUAUUCCUGACAGGACGAAACCUUCCGAAGUGAGUGUUUGUUGUUCAACCUGCUUAUCGACGGCUGCUUCUUCAAACUGUGCGCUUUUCCCCCGUCCAAACCAGAGGAUCCGACCCACGCAGGACAAGAAUGAGGUCCUUGUCUGCUUAGUGACCCAUCCCUGUUGAAGAUGUCUUGUCAAAGGUCCUCUGUGAUUAUCUCUCCUCCUGAGGUUGUGGUUGCACUCAGUAAAAAGUCAGGAAUGUCCUCCUUCUCCUGCCUAUGACAUGGUUUAACCCACGUACGACCCGGUCACCAUGAUGGCCUCCAUGGUUGCCAAUGGAAAUCAGGAUGGGCAGUCUCUGGUUCUGAAAGGGGUGGAUCCAGAGACCUGCAUGAUAGUGUUCAAGAACCACUGGGCUCAGGUGGUGAAGAUCCUAGAAAAACAUGACCCCCUGCGCAGCAGCUCCAGCCUGUCCUCCCUCAGUGCCGGCUCAAGCAGUGGCGCUCGUUUCGGCACCAUCCCCGGGGACGAGGCAAGCGCGGUGCAGAACUAUGUGGAGCAUAUGCUGUUCCUGUUGAUAGAGGAGGAGAGCGGGCAGGCUGGCGCAAUGGGCCCCAUCCUGGAGUUCGUGGUGAUGGAGAAUGUGAUGGAGCGUCUCUUUGUGUGGAGUCUGCGCAGGGAGUUCACGGAUGACAUGAAGCUGGAGCAGCUGAAGAUGUAUGAGAUGCUGGUGGGGCAGGCACACCAGCCUCUGCUGCAUCACAAGCCCAUCCUGCGGCCGCUCAUGAUGCUGCUGUCGUCCUGCUCGGGCACGGCGGCACCGCGGGUCGAAGCCGAGCUGGUGCUGCUGCUAAACCAGCUGUGCUGUGUUUUGGCAAAAGACACGUCGGUUCUGGAGUUGUUUUUCCACACCAGUGAGGAUCAGGGAGCGACAAACUUCCUCAUCUUCUCCCUUCUUAUCCCCUUCAUCCACAGGGAGGGUACAGUGGGCCAGCAGGCCAGAGACGCUCUGCUGCUCAUCAUGUCGCUCUCCGCUGAGAAUGAGAGAGUGGCCAAACACAUUGCAGAGAACACAUUUUUCUGUCCGGUGCUGGCCACGGGGCUGAGUGGCCUGUACUCAUCUCUGCCCACAAAGCUGGAGGUUCCCAAUGAGGAGUGGCACUGCCUGCACAGAGAGGACUGGCUCCAGAUGCCGUCCCUCGUCCAGUUUCUCAACUCGCUGGAAUUCUGCAAUGCUGUUAUCCAGGUGGCCCAUCCUGAUAUCAGAGACCAGCUAGUGGGCUACAUCUACAACGGGUUCCUUGUGCCUGUUCUAGCACCAGCUCUUCACAAGCUGACCCUUGAAGAGGUGAUGACCACCACAGCAUACCUGGAGCUCUUCCUGAGAAGUGUAUCUGAGCCGGCUCUGCUGCAAACCUUUCUCUCCUUCAUCCUCCUCCACCAACAUGAAAACGUGCACAUUUUAGAUACGCUAGUCAGCCGAAUCAACACCCCCUUCCAGCUGGGCACUGUGUCUCUGGCCCUUUUCCGCACUCUCAUCAGCUUAUACUGUGAAGAUGUGAUGCUGCAGCUUGUUCUAAGGUACCUGAUCCCCUGUAAUCACAUGAUGUUGAGUCAGAGACGUGUGGUGAAGGAGCGAGACUGCUACUCGGUGUCUGCAGCCAAGAUCCUGGCAUUAACGCCGUCCUGCUGCUCGCCCGAUCACAGCCCCCCACCCCUAAGACAGCUGGACUCAAUCCUCUUUUCCAAGGGUGCAGAGACUCCCAACACCACCAGCACCACAGAGGAGAAGGAGAUCUUCUUGGAGGAGGACGACGGCUCAGGUAACUCCUGCACAAUCGGCUCAGAAAUCUACCUGGAUGUCAGCUACCUUCAUUACCUCUACGACGCCCGUUUGAGCAUCAGCAGCUGCAUACGAGCCUGCCAUGUGUGGUCGGCCCCGUAUGAUGGCGAGGACCCACCUCCUGAGAAAUACCAGCCAGGUGUUCUGGAGGAGCCGGGGCUGAAGAGCCGACAAACCCAGAUGGCUCUCAAGAGGGUUCCACAGCCAGUAGCGCCGCGCCCUCGACCCUGCCCGCCGCCUAACACAGAGUCGGCCUCCGUCGGUCAGCUGGAACUAGAGUGGGAUGAUAGUUACGAUGCUGGCCCCAUGCAGACCUCGGAGGCUCCAGAGGAAACUAAACCUCGAUUACAGUCUCCUGCUGAGCCCCCAGUGCACAUUCAGGAGAUGAGGAAAACAGCCAUCAUGUUUGUGAAAGGCUCCUACAUAGAGGAAAAUGAGUUCCAGGACGACGUCAUGGUGUAUGAUCUUGUGGCCAAGAAAGACACUAGAGAUGUCGAGCGUGUUCGGCUCAACUCAAGUGGGUCUAAAAAAGAAGAAACCCUACAAAACUCAGCAGAAGUUCCCUUAAAAAACGGGCUCAGUUUGACCCUCCAAACCUCUCCGACAGCUGGUAACAAAAGCACCUCAGACUCAAAAGCCAUAAAUCAGACAGAUUGUAAUUCCAACCUCAAAAACGCUGCUUCUCCUGAGGGGGCUGAUGAUCUUUUGGCCCAGUAUGAGGAGCUCAUUCGUACUUUAGACUCUAAAGCAGCUGGAAGACAAGUCAAAACGGAUGGAGAGAUGAAGAAGCCCCUCUCACCAGCGUUAGAGGAUGAGGAUGAGGAGGAGAUGGACUUCACCUUCUUGUCUGUUGAGACACCAGAGAAACUUCAUUCACCUUUCAGCACCAAGUUUUCCAGCGGCAGUGCAGGAAGAAGCCAUUCAGUGCCUUUCACUGGUCCAUUUGUCAGUGUGUUGUUGUCUCGUAUGGAAAACAUGUUGUCCAACUCACUCCAUGUCAACCUGUUGUUGACGGGCAUCCUGGCCCAGUUAGCGGCUUAUCCUCAGCCUCUGCUGCGCUCGUUCCUCCUCAACACCAACCUGGUCUUUCAGCCGACUGUUCGCUCUCUUUACCAGGUGUUAGCCACCGUAAAGUACCAGAUAGAAGAGCUGGCUGCUACCAGAAAAGAUUUAAGCCAGUCGAUAACUGCAGCACAGCACUGGCUGCUGGCCAGGGAGACUUCUCUCGUAGAAGCAGACAAAAGCAACAUCACACGCUCCAACCGAGGCGAGGCGGGAAGGAUCUUGAAGAGUUCACCUCCACCAAUACCCAAAGCCAUCUCUUUGGACCGGACAGAAGUCUUCGCUACAGUCCUGUUCACAGAGUUCCUCAAAGAACUGGCGGCCAUUGCACAAGAGCACUCCAUCUUAUCGUACAUUCCUAUGGAAGAGUGAUCACGUCUCAGUAGACUCUCCAAACACUUGUUUUGUUCUUUUCAGACACUACUUGAUGAAGAAACCUCUUAGAUCAAGUAAUUUAUACAGCUACUUUUGAAAAAAAUGACAUUUGUAAGUGACAUAUUUAUUUCCUAAGCAAGGAUAAUCAGUUUCAUGUGCUUUCAGAUUACUCUGACGAGUUUUGUAAAGGAGUUUGGCAGCCAAGGAGGAGGUCAAAACUUUCAGCUAGAAAGGUUCUUUUUACCUGUUUUCUGAAGCAUACACCAGCCUAUAAUGUUCAAAGAGCAAACUCAAGGUCCACCAGCCAAAGACUGUUGACAUUUUUGACCUAAAAAACUUCAACCUAAGGUUUCUGGCCCUUUUCUGAAUGUUUUCUAUAACCAACUCCAACCUUACCAAAAUCCACUGCCCUGUUUGGUUCUCUUCAGUACUCAGGUGGCCUUCCUGGAGAGUUGAUGUCUCUCUGCCAUUGGAUAGCAAACCAUAAGUGAGCGCCUUGCAGCAUCAAAAUGUAAUCCGAAGAUAGCUGGGAAAGCAGUGUUUCUUCUUAUGCAACUGUUACAUUACUUAUUUUUAUGGGCUAAACAUGUUCACUUUUGUCAAUGAUAAAGUGGAACAUUUGUUUUGGUGUUUCUCAGUUUAUUCAUGAUGGUACCUCAGGAGUCCUUUUAAUGCAUGUUCUGUUCUCUCAGUUCUUAAAUAGCCUUUGGGUAAAAGCAAUUUUCCCACAAUGCACUAGUUUCUCACAUCAGUGAGCUCAACGUGUCCUCCAGAUCAGAGCACCUUAACACAAAUUAUUCAUGUUAUAUUUAAUAUGCCUUAUUUUAGUGAUGCUCUGUAGUGUACAUAUUGUAAGAACACUAUGCAAAUCAAUGUUUAUGGUGUAACUAAGUUUGAGUUAUUGUCAGAAUGGGAAGGGGUAUUUAAGUUUUUUCUGAGAGUUUCUAUUGCUAUUCUUUUUUUCAGUGAGGUAAUAAUAAAAAAAGAUAGUUGUUAUGGUUCAUCAUCUUAUAUGUAGGGCUUGUGUAGGGUGUUGUUAUAGUUGUGAUAAGUCUGAAAUAUCUUUUUGUAACUGUUACCGAGGGCAACCUGUUGGCUUUUUCUUUUAUCAUAGUCCAGUAGUUGCACAUAGUUGUUUGUGUGAUUGUUGACUCAUACUAGAGAAUUAUUUAGGUAGAAAGCAUGCCUCGACUGUCUCAAUGAAUGAAUCAGUACAGAAAUACUUUCAACAUGGUGCCUGACUUAUAAUGUUAGCUCACAACAUUGCCUGAUUUAUAAUGGAUGUACACAGGAGUAGUACAAAAUAUCAUAGCUAUUUAAGCUGAAAAUUAUAUUUUUUUAUUUUGAGCUUUCCUUUUUCAAAGUGUAAAGGAAAAGUCAGAUAGGCAGAAGCUGAAUAUGUACAAUGUGAUGUUUUGCUAUUUUUUAUCAGAGGAGGUUUUUUCUAUUAUUUCAACUUUAAAAAAAUUAUAAUUUACAAAAUAAUAGGAAUAUUACAAUAAGGAAAAGUAAUUUUUUGGUAAGUUUUAAUAUCUUGUAUUUGAAAAAGAAAUGUCAAAUGUUGAUGUUGAUUUAUUUUUUGUCAGGAAAAGACCUGGAGAUAAUGGACUGGUUUAACUAAUUCCAAAAAACAAAUUAUUAGCAGGGAAAUAAUUAGGAGGAGGAGGCAGUAAAUGUACAGUUAAACUUCUUGUUUUUGAAAAAGACACAGUGUUCAUUAUGGACAUCAAGUCCUGUGAUAACUUCAGCUAAUACGUUAGAAAUUGUAUCUAACAUUCUUUAUUUUGUUCCUUCUCAGAUCCAUCCAGUUUCUAUGCAGGCAAUCGAUGAUGUUAAAUUGCAUUUAACAUGAUGGCUAGGAAAUGUUUAUUUGUAUCAAUGAAGGCCAUUGUCACUAUUGUUGAAUAUGUCUUUCUAUCUGGUAAAAAACUGUUCCAGAGCACUUUGACAGCUUUUUCAGACAGUACUGCAGAACCAUUCUGCAUUCCUCAACCAGCACAGAUUCAAACAUACACAACAAGGUACAACAAUGGUUGCUUGAGCAGCAUUGUGGCCUGAAAACGGGUACUACAAACAUACCAGUUUCUAUCUCUGUAGGUUCUUCUUCCAAAGAUUCAUCCCCCCCCGGGACACCAUUUCGCCUCAGUUUUCUAUCUAAGAUGUGAUCAGUUUGCUGUUUGUUGCUGAAGCCUCUUGUAAUAAAAACAUAUUCUCGUAAAUGAAA
Molecule: messenger RNA, 5562 nt
Organism: Labrus mixtus (cuckoo wrasse)
Lineage: Eukaryota; Metazoa; Chordata; Actinopteri; Labriformes; Labridae
Gene: fhip1aa
Product: FHF complex subunit HOOK interacting protein 1Aa
Exons: 13
Coding region: 372-3335 (987 amino acids)
Source: RefSeq, a predicted model, not a curated record